AUGGCUGCCAGUUCAUUUUUCCUUAAUCGACACCUCAAACUCAGCUUCUGUGUGUUCCUGUUAUGUCUCAGUGGAACAGCUGUUGCUCAGUUAUCCUCCACAUAUUACCUACUUUCAUGUCCUCUUGCUCUUUCUGUCAUUGAAGCCGAAGUAGUCACUGCUGUGUCCAGUGAGCCUCGCAUGGGUGCUUCCUUGCUCCGUCUCCAUUUCCACGACUGCUUCGUCCAAGGAUGUGACGCGUCAGUAUUAUUGGACGACACAGCAAAUUUCACGGGUGAAAAAACAGCAUUUCCCAACAAUAAUUCUCUGAGGGGAUUUGAUGUUAUAGACAACAUAAAAUAUAAACUAGAGCAAUUGUGUCCCGGAGUCGUCUCAUGUGCUGACAUUCUGGCGGUUGCUGCGAGGGACUCUGUUUAUGCACUGGGUGGACCUCACUGGGAAGUGAGAUUGGGAAGAAAAGACUCGACCAACGCAAGUUUUAGUGAUGCUAAUAAGGAUUUACCAGCACCCUUCCUCAAUCUCAGUAGCCUCAUCACUGCUUUCGCCAACAAGGGCUUCUCUCAGCAAGAGAUGGUUGCUUUGUCUGGGUCUCAUACGAUAGGGAUGGCGGCGUGCAGGAUGUUCAGGAACAGGAUCUACAACGACACCAACAUAGAGUCGUCGUUUCAAACGUCGGAGCAAGCAGUGUGUCCGGCGCUAGGCGGAGACGGCAACCUAGCAUUUUUCGACGCCACCAAUAACGGAAACUCUUUCGAUAACUUGUACUACCAAAACUUGGUGAAUCAGAAGGGUCUGCUGCACUCCGACCAAGAGCUCUUCAAUGGAGGCGGCACAGACUCUCUUGUUCAAGAUUACGCCCGGGAUUCUUCUCUUUUCUUCCACGACUUUGCUGAUGCCAUGAUUAAAAUGAGUGAGCUCACUCCUCUCACUGCUCCAAAUGGUCAAGUUAGGACUGAUUGCAGAAAAAUCAAUUGA
This is a messenger RNA of Neltuma alba, 975 nucleotides long. RefSeq names its product cationic peroxidase 1-like. Gene Ontology annotation, biological process: hydrogen peroxide catabolic process; response to oxidative stress. Gene Ontology annotation, molecular function: heme binding; peroxidase activity. The record is from RefSeq and is a predicted model, not a curated record. Lineage: Eukaryota; Viridiplantae; Streptophyta; Magnoliopsida; Fabales; Fabaceae. The transcript is spliced from 4 exons. The coding region runs from base 1 to 975 and encodes 324 amino acids.